Molecule: messenger RNA, 1074 nt
Organism: Prunus mume (Japanese apricot)
Lineage: Eukaryota; Viridiplantae; Streptophyta; Magnoliopsida; Rosales; Rosaceae
Gene: PRE1
Product: basic helix-loop-helix (bHLH) DNA-binding family protein
Biological process (GO): regulation of DNA-templated transcription; regulation of growth
Molecular function (GO): protein dimerization activity
Source: RefSeq, a predicted model, not a curated record
ACCAGGUCUAGUACACUACUUUCUCCAACGCAAUUGUCUUCUUCACAUCCAACAUCGCUGUCUAAGUUAUUGUACGCCUUCUCUCUCUGCUCGUUUUCCCUUGUGGUCCUUCCUCUCCUUACAUCUCUCUUUUCGCUGUCUGGGGUUAUAAAUUCAUAUAUCUUAUUUAUAUAUAUAGGACUUGUAGUACUUGGUCUUUCUGCUACCAGCUCCUCUUCUUCUUCUUCUUCUCCUCCUCCUUUUGAUCUACUUCUUCUCCUUCUUUUACCUCCUCUCGAGUACUUUUUCCUCACAAGUUGGCUCUUAUGUACGUGCCCACUUACCUGUUUUAGGUUAAUAUUUCUCCUUCCCAGCUAGCUAUAUAUAUAUAUUAAUAUUAAUAUAUAAAGCCCAGUAGCAAGUCUGAUCAUCGAUCUCUUUAUAUAUAUAUAUAAAACCAGCUGUAGCUAACAGUCUAGAUAUAUAGCUAGAGAUCAUGUCUAGCAGAAGGUCGAGGCAGUCUGGAACUCCAACGAUCAAAGAUGACCAAAUCAUUGAACUUGUCUCCAAAUUACGCCAACUGGUUCCUGAGAUUCGUGAUAGGCGCUCCGACAAGGUAUCAGCAUCUAAGGUCCUACAAGAGACUUGCAGCUACAUCAGAAACUUACACAGGGAGGUUGACGACCUAAGUGAGCGGCUCUCCCAACUGCUCUCGACAAUUGAUGCUGAUAGCCCGGAGGCCGCCAUAAUUAGGAGCUUGAUUACGCAGUAGAUGAUCAGCUACAUCAUGAUCAUCAGACCCUUAAUUAUAUAUUUAUAUAUAAUUGUGUUUUGAUGAUGAAUUUAUAUAGUUAAAUUGUGUUCAUCUAGGUUAUCUGGUCACCAGAUUAUUAAACAAGGCCAGUUAGCUAGGGUACUCAGCAGUACUGUAUGUAUUUAAAGAUGUCCUGUCCUGUCCUGUCCUGUCCUGUGUUGUUAAUUAGAGCGAGGGCCUAGUAAUAUGUAUUCAAGUUUGUUCAAUAAAUUAAGGAGGACUUGGACUACUACAGCAAGUCUUUAUGCACUUGCUAGGCUAGCUUCAUUUCAUUGAAACUA